This is a messenger RNA of Tarenaya hassleriana, 2520 nucleotides long. RefSeq lists its product as uncharacterized. The record is from RefSeq and is a predicted model, not a curated record. Lineage: Eukaryota; Viridiplantae; Streptophyta; Magnoliopsida; Brassicales; Cleomaceae. The coding region runs from base 202 to 2223 and encodes 673 amino acids. The transcript has 7 exons.
UUGGUCAGAGUAUGCUCUUACAGCCAAAUUAACAAGUUUUUGCUUCUUCCAUACUUCAAAUCUCUCCUUCGUCCCCCUCUGGUAUAUAUGUGCGUAUGAUGUGUGUAUACGCAGAGAUCUUCUCUCUCUAGGGGCUGGUGACGUUGACGUAGGGGAGAGAGAGGUGGAGAGGAGAGAGGGAGGUGCAUCUACAAUGCGAACAUGACUCAACACAGGCAAUCGGGAACGGAGAGGUACGGCGGUCGCGGCGGUUACCACCACUACUCCAACGGCGGCGCGCCGUCGGAUCACGUCGCAAUCGGGAUUCGCUCGGCCGGCGGCGGAGGCGGGAAGGCUGGCCGGUGGCGGCGAUCCGCUCGGCCGGAAAGAAGUCGCCGCCUCGGCGUGGGCUCUGUCCUGUUUGUUCUAUGUAUUGUGCUCGUUGUCACUGUAUUAGUGUACUAUUGCAUAUCCGGUUACAGCAACAAUGGCAACGAUGAUAAAGGAUUUGAUACUUACGAUGGUGAUUUUCUUAUGAACGUUACGAGAACGGACCCUUCAACGAUACUUAGAUUUGGUCAUGGUUCGGUGGCACAUGGACGAGACUCGAGAUAUUGGGAUAAGGACGACAGGAGACGAGAUGAUGAUUACAAUGAGGAUGUUGUGGAUAAGAGAUUAGCUUCCGAGAACAAAUCCAUUGACGAGGACAGGUCAGUAUCUGAAGUGAAAAAAGAUGUAUCGCGUGACAAUGCUCGGGAUUGGAGAGGGGUGGGGUUUUACAAUGAAAUCGGACGUAAUGAGCUAAAGAAGUAUGAAGCCGAGUAUCAGGCUUCUCUUGAGAAGGGAGGCCAAUCCUUAAAAGAAAAUGGCGGGCAUCAUGAUUCAUUUGAUGCUGACCCUGAAGACGAUGAUGUGAUUGAUUCUCAUGAUGUUCUAGCGGAUGAAUAUGUUGAUACUGGGCAUGAUGAGGAUGAGAAUGAAGAAUCUCAGAAAGAGAAACAGCCCAAGUUUCUUCAUUCCAAGAUCAAGCAUCAGAAAACUGAGAAGGAUGAUGAAGAAGCUGCUUCAGGAGGGUCAGAUCUGGAGUCUUCUCUUAUUAGUACAAAUAGCAAGUCUGUAAAAACAUCACGAUCUGAAAAAAGAAGAAGAUCUAGGCGUGCAUCUUGUGAGAUGAAGCUGUUAGAUUCUAGUCAACCGAUAGUAGAGCCUUUGGAAACUCGAAAAUUUGCUAGGUUCUCUUUACAGUACAUAGAGACGGAGGAGAAACCUGGUGGAGAUGAACAGUGGGAGCCUAGAUUUGCAGGUCAUCAGAGUUUAGAGGAGCGGAAAGAGUCCUUCUUGGUUCAAGACAAGAAAAUCCAUUGUGGUUUUGUCAAAGGACCCAAAGGAUCACCGAGUACUGGAUUUGACCUGUCAGAAGAUGAUGCUAACUAUAUCAGCAGAUGCCAUAUUGCUGUUAUUUCCUGCAUCUUCGGGAAUUCUGAUCGCUUGAGAGCUCCUGCCAGUAAAAUGGUAAGCCGUCUGUCAAGAAAAAAUGUUUGCUUCGUAAUGUUCGUGGAUGACAUUACAUUUCAAACACUAUCUUCAGAAGGCCAAGCCCCAGAUAGAGCAGGUUUCAUUGGUUUGUGGAAGUUAGUUGUCGUCAAGAAUCUUCCUUACACAGAUAUGCGGAGAGUAGGAAAAAUACCAAAGCUGUUGCCGCACCGACUUUUCCCAUCUGCAAGGUACUCAAUUUGGUUAGACAGCAAGUUGCGUCUCCAGUUGGACCCUCUACUCAUUCUGGAGUACUUCCUCUGGCGAAAAGGUCAUGAGUACGGAAUCUCCAAUCACUACGACCGCCAUUGCGUGUGGGAAGAGGUUGUCCAGAACAAGAAGCUGAACAAGUACAACCACACUGUCAUCGAUCAGCAGUUUGAGUUUUACAAAUCCGAUGGUCUUACCAGAUUCAACGCCUUGGAUCCCAACAAGCUUCUUCCUAGCAAUGUUCCAGAAGGUUCGUUCAUAGUACGGGCUCAUACUCCGAUGUCGAACCUCUUCUCCUGCCUUUGGUUCAAUGAAGUUGAGCGCUUCACUCCCCGAGACCAGCUGAGCUUUGCUUACUCCUACCAGAAACUUCGGAGGGUUAAUCCCGACAAACCUUUUUAUCUUCACAUGUUCAAGGACUGCGAGAGGAGGAAAAUCGCAAAGUUGUACCGUCACAGAUCAGAGGAGAAGCGAAAUCUACUACUAGCAACGACGCAAUAAACGACUUCUUGUACGUUGUACCGACCUUAUAUGUCCCUUCUGUACAUUACAGUGGCAGACCUUUACCAUUCUCUGGCGCAGUAGCGAACUGAAAGGGCCACGGGAUCGAACCACGGCUGCAGCCCCGACCAUGAGGUAUACGAAACAUAUUCCGAAUCUGAACCAUUAAUAAAGCCUUCGUAUAAGCUCUCGAUUCACCAUUUUUAUUCCAUUCAUUUCUUCUAUAUGCCCUCCUGGCUUUUUUUUUUGUCUGUAUCAUUCACCAUAAACUCAGAAAAAAGAUUAUCAGAUUGAUUA